GUUUUCAACAAGCUAAAAGCUCAAGGGAAUGGCGAUCCAUUUGAGACCGCUAUACAAGUCACUUCUCAUUAUCUAAGACACCUAUGGGAGCUCGCUAAGCAAGAGAUUGAGAGAGAGCUUGGUCACGCUUUCAUAGCCGAUGAGAAAUGCUAUAGAUCCGCCCGCACGCAAAGACCCCUCCGGGACACGCAGAUCUCCUUUCAGGGAAGUCUCCAUCGAGAUGAUUUCCGAGCCAGAAGCCGCUGCGCAUGCAGUUCUUGGAGCGCCUAACGUGGUUUUGAGGCCAGAUUUGACUCACACCGGUGAUGUCUUUCUAAUAGCCGAUGCCGGCGGUGGAACAGUCGAUGUAAUUAGCUAUACUGUCAAGAGACUCAAGCCAUUGGAGUUGGAAGAGUGUGUUGUUGGAAAAGGUGGUCUUUGUGGUUCUAUCUUCAUAGAUGAGGAGUUCGAUAUCCUUCUUGAAACUGAGAUUGCUGAAUGGCUCGCAUUGGAACCGCACCUUAAGCGGAGGUUCAAAGGCAACGGAUGGGAGCACAGUAUAAAACGAAUUUUCGACCCCUUCGAUCCUAAGAUAGCAACGCCCACCUACGAAGUUGAAAUCCCAACAAUCGGAUUACAUGAAUUCUCUAGGUAAGCAUGCAAAGCAUUUCGCUGGGAAGAUGCUAAUUGUGUAGUGAUCAAAUUGACCAUGUUUUUCAACCGGCUUGUAACGGAGCUAGAGGUUUGAUUCAUGAGCAAGUGUGCGAGAUACGUAAGAAGACGAAGAAAAAUCCGAAGGUGGGUAGUGAUGUGCGACUGCUGUCAUGAUUUGUACUAACAGUUGACGUUAAUAAGGCAAUUAUCCUUGUUGGCGGUCUUGGGACCUCAAAAUA
Mytilinidion resinicola is the source of this 872-nucleotide messenger RNA. RefSeq lists its product as uncharacterized. NCBI's taxonomy places the organism in Eukaryota, Fungi, Ascomycota, Dothideomycetes, Mytilinidiales, Mytilinidiaceae. The transcript has 5 exons. The record is from RefSeq and is a predicted model, not a curated record. The coding region runs from base 140 to 634 and encodes 164 amino acids.